Rhipicephalus sanguineus (brown dog tick) is the source of this 1099-nucleotide messenger RNA. RefSeq lists its product as uncharacterized. The coding region runs from base 81 to 998 and encodes 305 amino acids. NCBI's taxonomy places the organism in Eukaryota, Metazoa, Arthropoda, Arachnida, Ixodida, Ixodidae. The transcript has a single exon. The record is from RefSeq and is a predicted model, not a curated record. Gene Ontology annotation, biological process: positive regulation of mRNA splicing, via spliceosome. Gene Ontology annotation, cellular component: spliceosomal complex. Gene Ontology annotation, molecular function: RNA binding.
CCCUGAGCGAAGCAGCAGCACGGCGUUAAGAGCACCGUGGCGCUGGCGAGCAGCGUUCAAGAGCGUCCACCGUCGUCACCAUGAACAGUUCGGCCACACCAGGCGGCAUCUCCCUGUCGGGACGCCUCUUCGUGGGGGGCCUCGACAGCACCAUGACCCGCGAGGACCUGGAGCGCGAGUUCGGCAAGUACGGACAGCUCAAGGAGGUGUGGAUGGCGCAGAACCCACCGGGCUUCGCGUUCGUCGAGUUCGAGAACAUGUCGUGCGUAGACGAAGCGGUGCGCGAGAUGAACGGUUCUAUCGUGAACGGCGCGCUGCUUCGGGUCGAGAGGGCUCGGGACAAGUCCAGGACGGCGCGCGGGGUCGGAGCCAACGGCGGCGGGGUAGGACCCUUCCGGCCGCGGUCGCGCCGAGGUGGCAUUGCCGGGGCCGCGGCGGGAUCGUAUCAGCAGGCUGGCCUCGAGCGCAAGAUGAUGCGCCGCGCCCCGGAUCCAACGACCGCGUCUAGUCCACCGGAGACGACGCCGCCGAUGCCGGCUGGGUACGCGGUCGGCGCCGCACCUGGUGUCCCGGGAUACGGCUACGACUACGCGGCUACGGCAGCGAUGGCUAACCCGUACGCCGCACCCACAACCUACGCACCGGGCCUGCCGACGGCUGCGUCCUGGGAGUCGCCGUACGGGGCCACGUACUACGCGGCACCAGCCCCGGGAUAUGCGGCACCAGCCCCGGGAUAUGCGGCACCAGCCCCGGGAUAUGCGGCACCAGCCCCGGGAUAUGCGGCACCGGCCCCGGGAUACGCGGCACCGGCACCGGCCCCGGGAUACGCGGCACCAGCCCCGGGAUACGCGGCACCAGCCCCGGGCUACGCGCCGUAUUACGGCGAGUACUACGGCAUGCCGGCGAACGUGCCCAACAUGGCGGCGGCUCCGAUGCCAGUUGCAGGCCCGGCGGCAGCACUCUACCAGCCAGCACCCCCCGAUUACGGCCAGAUGUAGGUGCCGAGAACCACUAGAACCACCUGCCCUGCCACAGUGCAGGAACAGUGUAUGUGUGUGUGCGUGUGUGUUGACAUAAAAAGAGAGGGCCUGUUUUGCUU